GAGGCGACUUCUUUCUUCCUUUCUUUCCCUCCCUUCCCUUCUCUCGCCCUCCGUCCGUCGCCGGGCUGCGCUGGGUGGCGCUGCCGGAGCUUCUGGGGCUGCGCCGAAGCCGCUCGCCGCCCGCCGGCGUGUGAGGAGGGAAGGACUCCGGAGGAGGAGGAGGACGCGGGGCGCGCGCAGCUCCCGGCUCGCCUCGAAGGCUUCUGCUGCUGCUGCUGCUGCUCCGGCAGCCCCGACCGGCCGCCGCGAUGGAGGAGAGACGCAAAGGAGACCCCCGGAGGAUGGAGGAUGAGGCGGUCUUGGACAGAGGGGCCUCUUUCCUGAAGCAUGUGUGCGACGACGAGGAGGUGGAAGGUCAUCAUACAGUCUACAUUGGGGUUCACGUGCCUAAGAGUUACCGAAGGCGGAGGCGCCACAGAAGAAAGCCCAAGGAGAAGAAAGAAAAGGAGAAAAUCUCUGAAAACUCGGACAAAUCUGAUGUUGAAAAUGCCGACGAGACAAGCAGCAGCAUCCUCAAGCCACUCAUCUCCCCCGCCGCCGAACGCAUCCGCUUCAUUUUGGGCGAAGACGAUGACAGCCCCGCGCCACCCCAGCUCUUCACGGAACUGGACGAACUCCUGGCUGUUGAUGGGCAGGAGAUGGAAUGGAAGGAGACCGCAAGGUGGAUAAAGUUUGAGGAGAAAGUGGAACAGGGUGGAGAGAGGUGGAGCAAACCACACGUUGCCACGUUGUCCCUUCACAGCUUGUUUGAGUUGAGGACGUGUAUAGAGAAAGGGUCAAUCAUGUUGGAUCUGGAGGCCUCGUCGCUCCCUCAGGUAGUAGAGAUGGUUGUUGACAACCAGAUCGAGACAGGCCUGUUGAAGCAAGAAAUGAAGGACAAGGUCACUUACACCCUGCUCAGGAAACAUCGCCACCAGACCAAAAAAUCCAACCUGCGCUCCUUGGCCGACAUCGGGAAGACUGUCUCCAGUGCAACCCGCAGCCCGCUUGAGAGUUCUGUACCCUGCCUAGCAACCCGCACGUUGGAUGAUGAAAUCCGGGUGCAGCGCAGCCCCAGCGUGGGAUGGCUAAGCAGCCCAGCCAUGACGCACAGAAACCUGACUUCCUCUAGUUUGAAUGACAUCUCUGACAAACCUGACAAAGAGCAGCUGAAGAACAAGUUCAUGAAGAAGUUGCCUCGAGACGCCGAGGCCUCCAAUGUCCUGGUGGGAGAAGUCGACUUCCUGGAAGCCCCUUUCAUUGCCUUCGUUCGGCUGCAGCAAGCAGUUAUGCUCGGUGCUCUUACAGAAGUCCCUGUACCUACCCGGUUCCUCUUCAUUUUGCUUGGUCCCAAAGGCAAAGCUAAAUCGUACCAUGAGAUUGGCCGAGCCAUCGCUACCUUGAUGUCUGAUGAGGUGUUCCACGACAUUGCCUACAAAGCCAAAGACAGACAGGACCUGAUUGCUGGGAUCGAUGAGUUCCUGGAUGAAGUCAUUGUGCUCCCACCUGGGGAAUGGGACCCUGCCAUCAGGAUAGAGCCCCCCAAGUCCCUCCCGUCUUCAGACAAAAGGAAAAACAUGUAUUCGGGUGGUGAGAAUCUGCAGAUGAACGGGGACACUCCACAUGACGGGGGAAAUGGAGGUGGAGGGCAUGGGGACUGCGAGGAGUUGCAACGAACUGGCAGAUUCUGCGGCGGUUUAAUCAAAGACAUCAAGAGGAAAGCCCCUUUCUUUGCCAGCGACUUCUAUGAUGCAUUCAACAUCCAAGCCCUGUCUGCCAUUCUCUUCAUCUAUCUGGCUACUGUAACCAACGCCAUCACUUUUGGGGGGCUGCUGGGAGAUGCUACGGACAACAUGCAGGGCGUGUUGGAAAGCUUUCUGGGCACCGCAGUGACAGGAGCUCUCUUUUGCCUUUUCGCUGGCCAACCACUCACUAUUCUGAGCAGCACUGGGCCUGUCUUGGUCUUCGAAAGGCUUCUGUUUAACUUCAGCAAAGACAAUGACCUGCAUUAUCUGGAGUUCCGCCUCUGGAUCGGUUUGUGGUCCGCCUUCCUGUGUCUUAUCCUGGUUGCCACUGAUGCCAGCUUCUUGGUCCAGUAUUUCACCCGGUUCACGGAAGAGGGCUUCUCCUCCCUCAUCAGCUUCAUCUUCAUCUAUGACGCUUUCAAGAAGAUGAUCAAAUUGGCAGACUACUACCCCAUCAACUCCAAAUUUAAAGUGAACCAGAUUACCCUGUACUCCUGCACCUGCAUGCCGCCAGACCCAGUUAAUUCUUCUGCAUUUAAUGUGACAGCCACAACCCCAUCUUAUUGGCCUGCAAGUAACUCUACUGAGAUGCACAAUGGCACGAUCGAUUGGUCAUCUCUGGGAAAGAAGGAGUGCUUGAAAUAUGGGGGAGUCCUCUUCGGCAACAAUUGCAAAUACGUUCCCGACAUCACACUCAUGUCCUGCAUGCUCUUCUUGGGCACCUAUACCUGCUCGAUGGCCCUGAAGAAGUUCAAGACCAGCCGUUAUUUCCCAACCACCGCAAGGAAGUUGAUCAGCGACUUCGCCAUCAUCCUUUCCAUCUUCAUUUUCUGUGGAAUUGAUGCUCUGGUAGGUGUGGACACACCGAAACUCCUUGUGCCAAGCGAAUUCAAGCCAACAAGCCCCCACAGAGGCUGGAUCAUCCCGCCAUUUGGCGAGAAUCCCUGGUGGGUGUAUCUGGCAGCAGCCAUCCCUGCAUUGCUGGUGACCAUCCUUAUCUUCAUGGACCAGCAGAUCACGGCUGUUAUUGUCAACCGGAAAGAACACAAACUCAAGAAAGGUGCUGGCUAUCACCUGGAUCUGUUCUUGGUCGCUGUGCUGAUGAUUAUAUGUUCCUUCAUGGGCCUUCCCUGGUACGUUGCUGCUACGGUGAUCUCCAUCGCGCACAUUGACAGCUUAAAGAUGGAGACGGAGACGUCUGCACCUGGGGAGCAACCCAAGUUCCUGGGAGUCAGGGAGCAGAGAGUGACAGGAGUGAUUGUGUUCAUUCUGACGGGCAUUUCAGUCUUCAUGGCUCCCAUUCUGAAGUUUAUUCCCAUGCCUGUGCUGUAUGGCGUGUUUCUAUAUAUGGGCGUCGCUUCCCUGAAUGGAGUUCAGUUCAUGGACCGCCUGAAGCUGCUCUUGAUGCCUCUGAAGCACCAGCCUGACUUCAUCUACCUGCGCCAUGUCCCCCUUCGCCGGGUCCACCUCUUCACUUUCCUCCAAGUGGUGUGUCUGGCUCUCCUUUGGAUCUUGAAGUCUACAGUGGCUGCUAUCAUAUUCCCAGUCAUGAUCCUGGCGCUGGUGGCAGUCAGAAAGGCGAUGGACUACCUCUUCUCCCAGCACGACCUCAGUUUCCUCGACGACGUCAUUCCAGAAAAGGACAAGAAGAAGAAAGAAGACGAGAAGAAAAAGAAGAAAAAGAAAGGCAGCCUGGACAGUGACAAUGAAGAUGAGAAAAAUCACCAACAUUCCUUGAACGCCAUACAUCAUGCUGAUAAAAUUCCUUUCCUGCACUCCCACACAAUGCCAAGCCCUCCACGAACUCCAAUGAAAGUUGUGCCUCAAAUUAGAAUAGAGCUUGAUCCUGAAGACAGUUAUUUCUGGAGGAGCAAGGGAACAGAAACUACGUUGUAAUGUGUUCGUUAAUCUUCAGCUGAAACCGGCUUUUUACCUUUUCCUCCUUCUCCUCCUUUACUACUAGCCAAAUAUCCAAAAUGCUCUCUGCCUAGGUGAAACCAAGGCAGAUUCUUCUCUUGAAAGCAUUUAAGUUUUUCCCCCUCCUUACCUCUGUUUAUUUUCCCCCACUCGCUCCUUGCUUUCAUUCUGACCAAGACACUUUUCUUUCUUGGUUUUGCCUUUUCAGUCACACACAAUACGUCGUACGCCCUCCUCUUGAGCUUUUCAGCAGAGGGGUGGAAGUAUUAAGGAUAUAAUAUCACAGCUUUGUGAAACGUCAGCAGAACUGACUGGGUUUUUUUUUUUAGUUGUGAAUCAGUGUUUUUCUUCUGUUUUGGCCCCCACCCACAUGUCUUUUCCCUCUUUAUCAGAACAAAACUGACCUCUGGUCUAAUUCAGAACCCUUUCUCAUUAGUCCUCUGCUCCGGUGAAAUGCUGCUAACCGUAACAUGUUCUUAACAUCACCCGUGCUUCAAUAGUCUCAAGCAAAGGAAUCAAAAACGGUACAUCCCUUUCCCUCAUCACUGUUGUGAGUGUGUGGACCCUACCCUAUGCAACUUCUAUUCAGUCCCAGUUUAAUGGAUUCUUAACCUGUCGGCUGCAUCGACAAGUGUUAUUUUCUUUUCUUUCUCCCCCCCCCUUCAUUGUUUUUGUUUUAAAUUAUGGGGGCCUAACCUGCGACUUAUAUAAUUUUUUGUCAAUUUUUUAACUGUUUUUUUAAAAAGAAUUACUGUAAAAAAAUGAAUUUUUUUUCCUGCAGCAGGAAACAUAAUAGUUUUCAGUAGUUCUACCUCUUAUUUCUAGAUGUCGGACUUUCUCUUUUAAAAAAAGGAAAAGAAGAUUAAUAAUAAUAAUAAUUGUAUAGUAUGUUAUAUAAUGUGAUUUUUACAAAAAGAAAAAGAAAAACAGAAAAAAACAGAAACAAAA
This is a messenger RNA of Podarcis raffonei (Aeolian wall lizard), 4589 nucleotides long. It is a transcript of the gene SLC4A4, whose product is annotated as solute carrier family 4 member 4. The record is from RefSeq and is a predicted model, not a curated record. Gene Ontology annotation, molecular function: solute:inorganic anion antiporter activity; monoatomic anion transmembrane transporter activity; sodium:bicarbonate symporter activity. NCBI's taxonomy places the organism in Eukaryota, Metazoa, Chordata, Lepidosauria, Squamata, Lacertidae. Gene Ontology annotation, biological process: transmembrane transport; bicarbonate transport; monoatomic anion transport. Gene Ontology annotation, cellular component: basolateral plasma membrane; plasma membrane. The coding region runs from base 249 to 3620 and encodes 1123 amino acids. The transcript is spliced from 26 exons.